CCUGGAGAGAGAAGUACAUAAGAGAGAUGGCUGUGUCCUAGACCUCGGCCAGAGAGAGACUAAGCAUUGAAAAAGAGGCGUUAGGAACUCAAAUCAAAGGUUUUUGCAGCCACGAACAACCCAACAUAACGGUUUUUUGCACCAGGCAACGCCUAUCUGGAGAGAGAAAGAGGGAGAGGGAGAGAGAGAGAGAGAGAGAGAGAGCUGAAAAGGCCAUUGUUGCCUGGUCUUGCUCUUUCUCAAAGGACCCAAUGGGACUUGGAGGUGGUUUCUGGGAAUUUGUGAAGCCCAUUGCGAGAUACGAGAACUUGGAUUUUCUCAGAGACAAGAAAGUUGCAGUGGACCUCUCUUAUUGGAUUGUUCAGCACCAAACUGCUUUGAAGGGGAAUGCCAGGAAUCCCCAUUUGAGGGUCACGUUUUUCAGAACCAUUAAUCUCUUCUCCAAGGUUGGGGCCUAUCCAGUUUUUGUUUUGGAUGGAAACCCUUCACCAUUGAAGGCGCAAGCAAGGGCCGAGAGGUUUUUCAGAAUGUCAGGCAUCGACAUUUCAGGUUUUUCACACUCUGAAAAUGAGACCAUUGCGAGAAAUCCAGUUUUCAACAGAAGUGUUCAAGAAUGUGUGGAACUGCUUGAGCUGUUGGGGAUGCCUAUUUUGAAAGCAGAAUGUGAGGCUGAAGCACUCUGUGCUCAGUUGGAUAGUGAAGGCCGUGUGGAUGCUUGUAUAACAGCUGACAGUGAUGCCUUUCUUUAUGGAGCAAAGUGUGUGAUAAAAUCUCUCCAAUACAAUUUUAAAGAACGUUGUGUUGAGUGCUACCAAGCAGCAGACAUAGAAAGUCGUCUUGGAUUGAAGAGGAAACAAAUGAUAGUCAUAGCAUUGCUAGUUGGGAAUGACUAUGACAUGCGAGGAGUUCCAGGGAUAGGGUUUACUACUGCAGCUCGCUUUGUCCAGUUGUUCCAUGAUGAUGAGAUUUUAGAUCGGUUACGUGAUCUAGGAACAGGGAAUGCGUCAUGCCUUUUGGACAAUACCAAGUUAUUCGAAGACUUAGGGGAGUCUAAUUCAGCUGUUAGCCCAACCAAGAAAAGAGUUUCUCAUUGUUCAAAUUGUGGACACCCUGGUACUAAAGGUAUUCAUAUGAGGCUUGCCUGUGACUAUUGCAUUCACAAUGGUCUUGAAGGCUGCCAACCAAAGCCUCAGAACUUUACCUGUGAAUGCAGUCACUGCAUUGAGGAAAGAAAGAGCAAGGAUCAGAAGAAAUGCAUGAGUUGGAGAGAAAAAAUUUGUACAAAGAUAGCAACAGUUGGGAACUUCCCAAAUGAAGAAAUCAUAGAAAUGUUUCUCUGUCAGAACCAUGGGAUUUUCAAUGGGAUCGAUGGAUCUACUCUUUCAUGGAAAGCACCAGAAACUGAGCUUUUAGUGGACUUCUUAGAAUAUCAUCAGCACUGGAGUCCUUCACUUAUUCGCCAAGGAAUGCUUCCACUUCUCUCUACCAUAUUUCUUCGAGAGAUGGCUUCUAGGCAUACAGAGGGUCUACUACUUUGUGACAAGUAUGAAUUUCAUUCGAUUCAGAGAGAGAAAGCAAGAUAUGGCCAUCCAUUUUACGUGGUGAAGUGGAAAAGGGCAGGUUCAUUUCCAAUCAAUCUUGAGGAUUUUGGGCCAAAAAAUGCGCGGAUUGUUCAUGAACAAGAUGAAAAUAUAGACGGUGGAGAUCUUAUCGAUCUGCUGGAUGACAAUCCCGACGAUCAUCAGAUCAUAACAUUUAAUGGAUGUGAGUUUCUUUCCACUGAUGAGGACGUGGGGCUGGUGCAGGCUGCCUUUCCUGAAAUAGUCGAGAUAUUCCUUAAAGGAAAGGAAACAAAGAAAGAGAAAUCCAUGAAAAACAAGACAGGAAAGGAAACAGGUGACACCCAGAGGAGCAUCACCGAAUUCUUCAGAGUGACCAAGCCAUUGAUAUCUCCAAAAAGUGGUGAGGACCCCAUGAAGGGAGAUAUUGAGGAGAAUUCCAGAGCUAUAACGACUAAAAAUUCAAAGAAAUACAAGAGAAAUUCUGGGGAGGGAGUCAGUGAGGAGAAUUCCGGAGGUACAACGCCUAAAAAUUCAAAGAAAUACAAGAGAAAUUCUGGGGCAAUAUCAGAAACAAGAAGUUCAGAGGACCGGACCUUCUCAAAGUCGGUUAGAAGACGCCUGCUUUUAGGUUAGGCCUCAUUCAACAGUUCCUUUUUUUUGCCUCUUUUCAUGUAAAUAUCAGAAAAAGGAAAUCAAAUUUUGAAGGAGAGGGAGAAGUGUGGAUACAAGGUUGUGGGGGGGAGGGUCUUUGGUUUUUUCUGAUUUUGGUGUUUUUUUUCAUCUUUUUGUUAAGGUUAUACCCAAAGUGGUGUGUAUAUCUGUAAA
This is a messenger RNA of Amborella trichopoda, 2387 nucleotides long. Its product is annotated as 5'-3' exonuclease family protein. Gene Ontology annotation, biological process: pollen development. NCBI's taxonomy places the organism in Eukaryota, Viridiplantae, Streptophyta, Magnoliopsida, Amborellales, Amborellaceae. The record is from RefSeq and is a predicted model, not a curated record. Gene Ontology annotation, molecular function: 5'-flap endonuclease activity; DNA binding.